CCAUUUCAUAUGACGUCAUAUCCAAGAUGGCGGAAAACUGUGUUUUUCAUUGAAAAUUUCGCAGUCCUCGAAUUCGACUCGAUUUUCUCGCUAUCGUGGCAGAUAUAUCGAUAUCAGACUUCAUAUUUUAGUAGUAGAGAAAGCAUAAGAAGCCAUACAGGACGGUGAAAGAUGAGUGAGCUUUCUCAGGACGAGAUGCGCCGGAGACGGCUGGCACGUUUAGCUGCUGGGGGUCUCUCCACAUCCCCUCCCCAGGGCUCAGGAACCACCCCCACCCCCUCCCCCUCGAGUAGCACCCCCACCUCCCCCACCCAAGCUGCCAGUAGCCAACUCACUUCUCCUUCCCAGAGUCCCAGCAGCCAGCUGACAUCUCCUGCCCAGGGUGCUCAGUCACCCCUGCAGUCUGGGUUUCUGACCCCGGGGGAUCGCUCCCCACGGACCCCCAGUUCCCCCACAACUCCGGUCACCCCGACAGGCGCCAGGCCGAGACAGAGGGCUGGGGCUAGUGCCACUCUAGACUAUGGUUCUCAGUCGUCUCAGAGUCAGAGUAUGGAUACAGAUAGUGAAAAAGGGACUCUGUCCCAGAUAGAUGUGGACUCAGGUAUAGAGAACAUGGAAGUGGAGGAGGUAGAUAGAAAGGAUGGUGCUGUGUCCCAGAGGGAGCCCAGCUGUAGUUCUGAGCUGAAUGAAGAGCAGCUGCUAGCAAUAGUGUGUCGGAUCCUGCGGGUCUCAUGGAAGAAACCUGAACAGGACGUUGUCUUCCUUCCUGGGCUGGCUGCUGAGUUCAAACAGGACCCAAAACAAGUAUACAACAGUCUACAGGACCUGGUUAGUCAGAUCUUAGUGGAAGUGCUGACCAUGCCACAGGCGCAAUCCCACAAUCCCUUUGCCAGUCUGACGGCCACGCCCUCCCAGUCCCUGUCUAGUAUCACCAGUAAGAAGUUUGGUACCAGUCCCUUCCAUGGUUUGCCCAGCCCCGGUGCAGAAGGUGCUACAGCCUCUGCUAGUUCGUCCUCCUCCACCAGUGACAGGUUCCAUAUCCCAGCCUGUAGGGAGACAGAGAUCCUCAACUAUCUACUGGAGUGCUUUGACAGGGUGGGCAUGGAAGAGAGGACAGCUCCAAAGCGGUGUAGCCAGCCGCCCGUGUGCUCUCUCCUGAACGACCUGAGGACCCAGUGCUGUACCCACGCCAUCCUGGUGUUGCGGGGGGCCUUCACGGAACCGCGGGCUCCGGGCAAGCAGUCGUACCUGGUGCCGUACCUGCUGUGUCGUAACCUGCCGCGGGGGUUUCUGCACGAGCUGGUCAUGAUGGCAUGUCAGGAUCCUGAGGACUUCCAGGGGGUUAUUGGUGUCGUUCUGCAAGACUUACAACAGACCAUGUCUGAGUUUUCAAUGGAGAACGACAACUACAAGUACCCUCUCAUGGCCCUGACAGAACUAUGUGAACUACGGAAGGGGACUUCCUCCCACAGACCUGUCUGUAACCUGAUUGCCCUGCAGACCACCUGGCUCCCUGAGACCCUGACCCAGGCUGGAGGGAGGGAGAUACAGAAGCUGUCCUUCCUGGGCCAGUUCCUCAGUCUUUCAGCUUUUGCUGAGGAUGAUCCCAAGAUUGCAGAGAGGUUCUUUGCUGGCCCAAUGCUGACUCAAGACAGUACACGACUCAUCAACAGUUCCUUACAACAAGCGCUGGACUUUGCCAGGGGCGAGAUGUUCAAGAUCAUCCACAGUCUUCUGGUGAACAGCGAGACCAGGGACGCCAUGAUGUCGUACCUGCAGGCCGUGAUCGCCCGUAACCACAAGCGAGCACAGAUGCAGGCUGACGAACGGAUGGUCGCCCAGGACGGGUUCAUGCUCAACAUCAUGACUGUCCUGCAGCAACUCAGUGUUAAGGUCAAAAUGGACAAGGUGGAUGCCCUGUACCCCCACCAUCCCAAGUCCCGUAUUGACCUGUCGGAAGAGACAAGGCUUAGAUGUUCUUCUGAGGAGUGCAAGACAUGGACGGAAGAACUAAAUAAGGAGCCUUCCAACUGGGUGGACCCCAAGUUCCCGACAGAGUGUUUCUUCCUGACGCUCCACUGCCACCACCUGGCCCUGUUACCGGCCUGCAGGAACUACAUGCGCCGGGCACGUGCCAUCAGAGACCUCCAGCGGGCCCUGGAGGAACUGCAGGCCCAGGAGCCCCUGUGGAGGAACCUGCCCACUGCCAACAGACACAGAGAGACGUUAAAGAGAUGGAAAGCACAGCAAAAGAAACUGACCAGAAGCAAGGCAUGUGCAGAAGCAGUGUUACACGAUGAGUCCAUGUUGCGAAGGUGCUUGCACUUCUACGGGAUGGAAGUCAUGCUGCUCUUCAAGAUUCUUGACCCCAAGAACCCCAGACCAACCCUACCCCUGGUAGAAGAUGUACCCAUGGCGUUUGCUGCUCUGCCAGAAUUCUAUGUGGAAGACCUGGCUGACUUCCUCAUGUUUGUGCUACAACAUGCCCCCCAGGUCCUGGAAGACCCCUGUACCCAGGAUAUAGUUCUCUUCCUGCUGCUGAUGGUGGCCACGCCCAAGUACAUGCGGAACCCCUACCUCACCUCCAAACUCAUAGAGGUGAUGUUUGUGGCCAAUCCCGCCGUACAGCCACGUACGGAAAGGAUCCACGAGAUGAUCGUGUCCCACCCUCUGGCAGCGCCGUACCUGGCACCCGCACUCAUCAGGUUCUACUCAGAUGUUGAGACAACGGGAGCCAGCAGUGAGUUCUAUGACAAGUUCAGCAUCCGCUACCACAUCAGUAUCAUCCUGAAGACACUCUGGAAGAUCCCAGCUCACCAGAGAACUAUCAUAGAGGAGAGCAACACUGGGAAGGACUUUGUCCGUUUUGUGAACAUGUUGAUGAAUGACACCACCUUCCUGCUGGACGAGAGUUUGGACUCGCUAAAGAGAAUCCACGAGACACAAGAAGCCAUGAAGGAUGUGGCCACAUGGGAGUCACAGCCGAGGGAUAUGCAGGAGAGCCGUCGACGCCAGCUGAAUAUUGAUGAGCGCCAGUGCCGGUCGUACCUAACACUAGCCACAGAGACAGUGGACAUGUUCCACUACCUCACUGUGCAGAUCAAAGAGCCAUUCCUUAGACCUGAGCUAGCGGACAGAUUGGCGGCCAUGUUGAACUUUAACCUUCAGCAGCUGUGCGGACCCAAGUGUAAGGACCUGAAAGUGCAGAACCCAGAGAAGUUCGGCUUCGAACCCAAGAGACUUCUGGGACAGCUGAUUGACAUCUACCUGCACCUGGACUGUGAGAAGUUCGCAGAUGCCAUAGCAAAUGAUGAGCGCUCCUACAGAAAAGGUGUGUUUGAGGAUGCCUGUGGGGUGAUGAUGCGGGCCAUGAUUAAGACACAGUCGGAGAUCGAACACUUCGCUAACCUUGCAGAGAGGGUGGAGAAGAUUCUGGUCCAGAAACUCAAGAGUGAAGCUGACUUCAGCGAUGCUCCUGAUGAGUUCAAAGAUCCCUUGAUGGACACCCUGAUGGAGGACCCCGUGAUCCUCCCCUCUGGAACGGUAAUGGACCGUGCCAUCAUCACUCGCCACCUCCUGAACUCACAGACAGACCCCUUCAACAGGCAGAGUCUCAGGGAGGACGAACUCAUUCCUGCCGAUGAGCUGAAACAAAGGAUAGCAGAUUGGAAGAGGGAGAAGAUGCAGUGAGAGAGUGCUUAAUAGGAAGAUUCCAGAGACAACAAACGAAAUCUCAACGGGAAGAGAAAACAUUACGGUCCUGCUCCAAUGUUCAGUGUUUCCUUGAGCAAUAUUUGCUUGCUUGCUGCACACGGUUAUGAAGUCACUCACAGUGCUUGUGUACCCCUCUACUACAGUGUAUCGACCCAAAUGUCAGUAAAUGUUUGCCAAAUAUUCUGUUAUUUGACUAGUACUUCCCAAUGUUUUGAAUGCUCUGAACGUGUUCUCAUAUGUUUAAUGAGAGCAGCCAGUUUUACUCUUGAUGUUUGCUGUAGGUCCUUCUAUGUCUUUCUUUACUCAUACUGUAAGCUUACAUUGUAUAGUCAUCAGAAGGAUACUGUGAAGCAUACAAUUAUUGGUCAAUAUGUAAAACACCAGAAAUUGGAGCCAGACGGACAAAUGUAAGAAUGAUAAUGACUAGUGAUCCACAGUACAUUGAUAUGAAUUCACAAGAACUGAUCUAUGAAAUACAGUAAAGUCAACUAUGGGGAAGAAGGUGGAUUUUUUUCAGGUGAGAUUGUAAGGAAGGUUUGAGGUCGAUUUAUCAAGAAACAUGGGACAUUCUUGUUGCACUCAUACUAUAGUAAAACACUUCCUUUUAAUGUCUAUUUUUUCUUGACUUUGCACUGACUAACAGUACGAAAGUGUCAAAACAGUAAUUUUUGUCUGAUACCAGUCUGAAACAUAAAGAUGGCUUUGAGUUUAUGAAUCAUAAUGAAGGAUGGACUGUAUAUGUAACUAA
Messenger RNA from Branchiostoma floridae (Florida lancelet), 4462 nucleotides. Its product is annotated as ubiquitin conjugation factor E4 B-like. Gene Ontology annotation, molecular function: ubiquitin-ubiquitin ligase activity. The transcript has 24 exons. Bases 172 to 3690 code for a protein of 1172 amino acids. The record is from RefSeq and is a predicted model, not a curated record. Gene Ontology annotation, biological process: protein polyubiquitination. Gene Ontology annotation, cellular component: nucleus; ubiquitin ligase complex; cytoplasm. Lineage: Eukaryota; Metazoa; Chordata; Leptocardii; Amphioxiformes; Branchiostomatidae.